UGUAAAAGCAACAGCACCCUGAAGGCACUGAGAUCUGCUCACAUUUUCUUCCUACCACGUUGCACAGACUGAAGACAUCAGGAAAGAACAGAGGCAAUUUGGGUUCUAUUCACAUGGCUGUUCCAAUUUGAAGCAGACCUAAGAAUAAAGUCACAAACCUUGGUGAAAUCUUUCUCCAGCAAAGGCCAAGGAGAAGACAGCUUGAAAAGAGGAUGUCAAAAGUCAUCCCAAACCAUGUGGUACGAGUGGGAGAGACAAUAUGUGUUUCAUCUGAGGACGAACAGUGUUUGCAUAAGCAUGGAUGCUUGCCCUCUCACUCACUGCCCACAAAGUACUUUUAUUACUCAACUGAGGGUUUGGACAGGCAGAGCUUGGUAGCCCAAACCAAAGGAUGCUCAUUGCCCAAGACUGAACUCUUUGGCUCUUGCAGACCUAGUACUGGGACCACACCUGUGAUGAUCUCUCCAACUCUGGAAGAUAAAUGUUUGCAAGAGGAUCAAUUAGACACAACCUGUGAUGCCUGUGUGAUCUCUCCUACUUUGGAUAUAUCCAUAGAGAACCUGAACCGCCUGAUCCUGGAAAUUGAUCCCACUUUUCAGCCUCUCCAGCUAAAGCAACACCCAACCCAGAGUCCUGCACACAUUAUCCUACGUGAGCAAAAGGAUGUCCCAGAUUCCCCAAACAUAAAAUACAUUGAAAUGACUCCCACAAGAACAAAAUGCACCAUGGAGUCCUUGCAGAAUUCCUCAAGUCCUUCUGGAACUCCACUGCCAAACCACGUCCGAUUAUUGCCUUACAGACAAAACCCUGGAGAAAAUGCCAGCCUUAGAGACCAUGUGACUUCCCCAUGCGGUAACAGUCCCAGAGGCCCCCAACACUUCCUACCCAUAGAGAAACAAUCACCAACAUUCCUCCAAGCAUCUGCAAGCAUCUCCAUUCCAAAGCGGGGUCAGACAAGUUCUGCCACCAGCGAGUCAAAUUCUCUCCUAGCUACCUCACCGGGCUUUGAGAAUUUACUGAAGCCCUCUCCAUAUGGGAAGAUACAGCAACGGUGCAGUGAAACAUCUGUACUGUCAACAAGUCCUGGGUCAGACACCAGCUACAUUCUGGGAAGCAGCACUCAGUCAUUGCGCAGCAACGAACUGGACACUCCUCAAACCAGGUCAACAGGAAGUCUUUCAUCCAUUGGCUCCCUGAGCGGCUCUUCCUUCAGCGCCCAGGGCUUGGAGGCCUUCAACUCUGCUGUCACUUCCUCCACGAAAGUGAAUUCACUGCUACUGCCAACAUUCUGGAAGGGACAGACCCCCCCUGGCCCUCUUUCUCCUGUCACAAACUCCACAUUCUCCAUCCCCAUUUUGCUUGUCAAUGGCUGUCUGGAGCACAGUGAGAUGUCUGCAAAACCUUCCAAGGUUCACCAGUGUCCUUUCAAACAGAAGAUGCCCCUGCCAGCUUCUGGCACAGUUUUGGACAUUGACGGUCCCAGCAAGACCUCUUCUGAGAGCUCGCUUACGUCUUCGUCAUCUGGGGAGAGCUGUCCCAGAGAGGUCCAGACAACCAUGAAAUUUGUGUGGCACACUUCCAAGUACUGGUUCAAACCGAGCAUCACACGAGACCAGGCCAUUCAGCUGCUGAUGGAUGAACCUCCUGGUACUUUCAUCUUGCGAGACAGCACCUCUUUCCGCGGUUCCUUUGGACUGGCCAUGAAAGUCUUCAGCAGCAAAACAGGGGGGAAUCAUGGUCCUGAUUCCAUCAGACACUUCCUCAUUGAGUCUUCCAACAGAGGAGUUCAUCUUAAAGGGGCUGAUGAAGAACCCUAUUUUGGAAGUCUCUCUGCAUUUGUCUAUCAACACACCAUCAUGCCUUUAGCAUUACCUUGCAAACUGGUGAUCCCUAGCCAAGAUUUGGUUGUUGGAGAGGAGAAUACUGCCUUGGGCUCAGAAGCUACCCUUCCCCUUCCAAAGAAAGCAGCUGUUUGCAAUCUCCUGUAUCUGCGUUCUGUGACCAUGGAGACUCUCACCGGCAAAGCAGCAGUCCAGAAAGCAGUGUCUUCCACUUUUGAACUGGAGACUUUGCCCACCCCCACUGUUGUCCAUUUCAAAGUCACCGAGCAAGGAAUUACUUUGACAGACAUCCAGAGAAAGUGGCAAAAAUUUUCCAGAGCUUCAAGGAUCUUUGGUGUUGUUGCCAAGAGCCCGGCUGACUCCGAGAACAUUUGCCACCUCUUUGCAGAGUAUGACCCCAUACAUCCGGCUUCUCACAUUGUUGACUUUGUGAAGAAAAUUCUACCUGUGGCUUAAAGUUGCCCAGAUGCUUAGCACUUCCUUUUCCAAUUGUCGCCCCAUGUAGAACCCCAAUGCAGGGGCUCCCUUUAACCUUUGAAGCUGCCCCAAGUUUCAUUUUGAGGCUGCAGAUAUGCGAGAGCUGCCCUGAAAAGAUACAGAAAUGCAAUUGUGGGCAAGGAGGACGAUUGACCAGAGACUCGGCCACGCAAUCUCCUGCGCUCUGUUGUGCGGAUGGGCCAAAAAUGUAAUUUCCUGUCUUUCCAUUUUUGUCUAUGAUUUUGGACUACUUCAGAAGAGCUGUAAAGGUUUUGCUCACGGGAAUGACUGUCCGGUCACAUGUUUCCUGUGGCCACAGGAUUCAUUUGCCAAUAGUAAAGUUACCUGACAAUUAUUCUGGAACUAGUGAAAUAUUGUCUGUAGAUGUUGGAUGUAUUUUGUAUGCUUCUCUCCUUCAUGGUUAGGAAUAAGGCAACGCAAUAAACUCUGGUUUUGCA
This is a messenger RNA of Sphaerodactylus townsendi, 2776 nucleotides long. It is a transcript of the gene TNS4, whose product is annotated as tensin 4. Gene Ontology annotation, molecular function: protein binding. Bases 213 to 2297 code for a protein of 694 amino acids. The transcript has 12 exons. NCBI's taxonomy places the organism in Eukaryota, Metazoa, Chordata, Lepidosauria, Squamata, Sphaerodactylidae. The record is from RefSeq and is a predicted model, not a curated record.